This is a messenger RNA of Platichthys flesus (European flounder), 1728 nucleotides long. Its product is annotated as interleukin-9 receptor-like. Gene Ontology annotation, biological process: cytokine-mediated signaling pathway. Gene Ontology annotation, molecular function: cytokine receptor activity. The record is from RefSeq and is a predicted model, not a curated record. NCBI's taxonomy places the organism in Eukaryota, Metazoa, Chordata, Actinopteri, Pleuronectiformes, Pleuronectidae. The coding region runs from base 55 to 990 and encodes 311 amino acids. Gene Ontology annotation, cellular component: external side of plasma membrane. The transcript has 5 exons.
GAUAAAGUUGAUGUCGAACAAACAGCAGAGGUUUUCAACAUCACCUGGAAAAGCAUGUAUGAAGGCCAUUGGUACAUUGGCAAUUACCUCGAAUACGAAGUCCUCCUGGAGAAAUCUCCCAACGGUGAGAGCAAGAAACUUCCCACCCGUGAGAAGUUUUUAUCAGUUCCACGGAUACAACUUGAAGCCCAUGCUACAUAUUGCACUCGAGUGAGGUCCACUGUCUUUGAAUUGCCAGAGUUUACCACAAAUUGGAGUAAAUGGGGUCCACAGAUGUGCUGGAGAAACGGAGUGCAAGAAGACUCUCUCUCAGAACAAGAAAACAUCAUGAUAACUUUGACCAAAUUUCUGGUCCCGGUGUGCGUGGUUGUGGGAGUUCUGGUAUUUGUGUUCCACAGCCCCGCUGCAAGAUUGAGGAUUAAAACUCUGUCCCACACGCCGUCGCCCGCUCCUUUCUUUCAACCCCUGUUUCAGCAACAUGAAGGAAACCUGAAGGAAUGGCUCUCACCACAAGGUAAAUGUGAACUACCGUACAAAACCGACGAGAUCUUGAUAAACGAUGCUGUGACCGUUGAACCGAAACCCAGAACCGAGGACCCGGAGGAGAACCAGGACGUCCACAUCACUGCAGUGACACAACUCAUAUUCCCUCAAUGUCCAACCUCCUACGUCGGCUUACCUGGGAUGCAGGUGGCGCCCCAGCCGAUAACCACGGUCCAUCCUGCAGGGGACACUUCUUACACCCGGCUCCCCGGCUCUGUCUGGGGUUGCAGCAUGGGGCAAGUGCAGGUGACGCCGCCGCCGCCUCAGCACGUCUUCGAGAGCAGCUGCGCCGACUCUGGUUGCAGCUGCGACGAACUGACCCCAAGCCCAGAGUGCAGUUUACCAAACAGUCCAGUCGAGGCCAGUUCGCCUCCACGUUACUGUAAGGAUUACUGCAUCCUCAACAAAACAUCAGAGGGCGUGGUUCCUGUUCUAGUGUCCAGAUGAAAGAGGUGCACAGAUAUUCCAUCUGAUUCCCAGUACGAGGACGAGAGCUCAAAAUGUUGAAACCUGUUCCCUGGUGGCACGGACCACAGCGGCUGGUCAUUUGAGGAGAGGGUCAGAAUCAGGCCUUUAUGCAUAUGGCCAAACUAUUUUGUAUUUGCCUUGUUUGUAUUUUAUGUCCAGUUAAACUCGUUGGGCAUUCCUUCCACAUUGAAGCUGAUAACUCUGACCUCUGACGUCUUGUCCGGGGGGGAGCCUAGGGUUUAUAGAGCAAGGAUGACAGUAGGCAAAAGUUGGGCCAACCUCACAAGUGUGGAAUCAACACCGAUACUCAGCGUCGACUCACCAGACCAUCAGCCACAUCUGCUGUGGGAGCCCACUGGUCCCAGUUGCUUUGAGCCCUGAAGGAGACAAACAACUGGUGUGAUUAGAUAUGAUGAUUUUUUGGGGCAUGAGAAAAAUACUUUUAGAUAAUUGCCGGGUCGUCCUCGACAUUCCUAUUAUUGAAAUGUUGAUGAAAGCUACGAGUGUUUUUCUUGGGGGGGAGCAAAAGGCACUGCUCUUAAAAUAAAGGGGAUGAAUCAAGUGCUCCUGAUGUUCUGUACAGUUUUUCCAUAAGAGGAUCAAUAAAGAGCAUUUCAAUCACGUGAAUGUUUCUCUAUUAAACUCUGUUUGUUCUCAACCAUUUCUUGUAUACACGUUUAAAAGUUAAAAUGAUGUAAAUGAAAAUAAAAAGUUGUC